GUUGUUCUUCACUCUUCCCCUCUGUCUUUCUCUCUUGUCCCUGGGCGCCAUCAAUCCUUCGACAUCUCUUCUCGUUCCAUUUCACCAUUUUAGGUUUUUUUCUUUACAGUGAAUCUGGGUUCACCAUCACCAGUGCUGGAUUUUUUUCUUCCUCUUCUCCUCUCUCUCUCAAUCCUUCGAAAAUCAAACUUCUUCCUUCGUUUCGCCACUCAUCCUUUUUCUUUCUUCUUUCUCUUUUUCCUUCUUCUUCCUCUCCCAAUCAAACCCAGAUCUGGGUUUUUCUCAAACCCAGAUCUGGGUUUUUCUCAAAUCCAGCUGUCCUAAGAAAUGGAUAAACUCGGUGUGUAAAAGCCGCCACCUGCACGACUCGCUGCACAAGCACAUGGUGGAUCUCGAAAUGAAUCUUCAGAUGGUCUCCGAAGAGAUUGCCGCCUCUCUCGAGGAGCAGAGCGCUUCCGCCCUUCUCUGCGUCCCUCGUGCCACCCGUGACGUCCUCCACCUCGUGCCACCAGCAAUUCCGUUGCUGGAAUCCUCGACAAGCUCAAGAAGGGUUAACACAAUGGAGAUUUGGGUUUUAGAUCUGGGUUCCAGCGAUGUGCAGGAUGAGAGAGGAGGAGAAAAACCUAGAUCUGGUUCUGGGAACCGGUACUUGGGAGUUUGGUACAAGAACAUCCCAGUCAGCACAGUUGUUUGGGUUGCAAACAGGGUGAAUCCAAUAAAUUACUCUUCUGGCAUGCUAAUGGGAACAUUGGUAGAGGGGCAAGAAAUAGCAGUUAAAAGGCUUUCAGAAAGUUCCGGACAAGGAAUGGUAGAGUUCAAAAAUGAAGUUAUACUGAUUGCCAAACUUCAACACCGUAAUCUUGUUAAGCUUCUUGGUUGUUGCAUUCAAGGAGAUGAAAAGAUGUUGAUCUACGAAUAUAUGCCCAACAAAAGUUUGGAUUGCUUUAUCUUUGAUCAAACGAAAAAGGCAUUGAUAGAUUGGCAGAGGCGGAUGCACAUCAUUGGUGGAAUUGCCCGAGGGCUUCUUUAUCUUCAUCAAGAUUCUAGAUUGAGGAUUAUCCAUAGGGAUCUCAAAGCUAGUAAUGUCCUAUUAGACAAAGAUAUGGACCCAAAAAUUUCGGAUUUUGGUUUGGCUAGAAUUGGUUAUAUGUCUCCUGAGUAUGCAAUAGAUGGACACUUCUCAAUAAAAUCUGAUGUCUUCAGCUUUGGUGUGAUAGUACUCAAGAUCAUAAGUGGGAAGAAGAACAGAGGAUUUCACCACCCGGAUCACAAUCAUAAUCUUCUUGGACAUGCAUGGAAACUAUGGAUGGAAGAAAGAGCAUUGGAAGUAAUGGACACUAUGGUAGGUAACUCUUGCACUGUUUCUAAGGUUCUACGCUACAUUCAUGUGGCUCUGCUAUGUGUUCAGAAACGACCAGAAGACAGGCCAGAUAUGUCAUCUGUGGUUCUAAUGUUGGGCAGUGAGAAUCCAUUGUCUCGACCAAAACUUCUUGGUUUUUACACCGAAAGGAAUCUACCAGAAGAAGAGGUUUCAUCAAGCCAGUAUGAACGUGUUUCAGUAAAUGAAGUAACAAUUUCAAAGUUGCAGGGGCGGUAGAGCAUCAUCACUUGAAAUAAAAAUGUUAAACAUAAAAGUGGAAGGCUAGUAUAUGUAAUGUAAUAGUAAACAUCCUGGAUAUCAUUUUCCUGGCAGUAAUGAGCUAAGAAAAUUGUGUAGCAUGU
Rubroshorea leprosula is the source of this 1722-nucleotide messenger RNA. The record is from the annotation of a GenBank genome assembly. Lineage: Eukaryota; Viridiplantae; Streptophyta; Magnoliopsida; Malvales; Dipterocarpaceae.